CUAUAUCAAACCUGAAAGGCGUUUACGCACUGUAUCCUAUAUCCUUCAUAUAUAUGUACAAUGAAAGUAUACAGAGCAGAAACAGGCCAAAUCGUCGGCCUGCGGGAGGCCGACCUAUAUACCGUGAACUCCCUCGAAGGACUGCGGCGAAUCCUUGAAAAGUAUACAGGUGUACCAGCGGAUGCGCAGAUUCUAAUGACAAGCUUUGGUACCCAAGUGAAGCAGGAUAUGGUAGAAGGGGUAAUCAAAGCAACCGGAAAGGAGGAAUAUAUCCUUAUCAUUUAUGACCGACAAUACCUGGAUGCAUCCCAUGAAGAAGUGUUGACGUUGAUAGAAGUGGAGAUGCCCAAGUUAUUACAACCACCCAAUAACAUUGAUCCUGUGUCUGCUCUGCGUAAUGUACGCUCUCAGCGCUCAGCUACUAAAUCAAACUUAUCCCAGCACUUUGAACUUUAUCAAAGCUUGUUCGAAGACUUUGAUGCUUAUGGCGAAGAUGUCAUGAACAUAAUCAAAACACACACUAUUCUGGCGAACACCAUCGUCGGAGAGCAAAAAGCGCAAAGCAUGGCCUUGAAUGUAGCGCUUACGAAUUUGGAAGCUCACGUACGUGCCAGCAGCAACAAAUUCAAGGCGUUUCAAGGUUUCGCCAACAAGGAGUUUUCGUUUCAGCUGGCUGCAAUUGAAGGUGUUACCACUGAUCUCGAAUUACUGCGAAAUACUCGCAUCCAUGAAAGUCUUCGCAGCGCAUUACCCAAAGACCUCAAAGUAACCUAUCUGUCCGACCUGAUCGAUGAGGCAAGCAUAUCGAAAACUCGAACUGCCCUUUCGUCCUCAAGAGACACCCUUGUUGCUGAAACUCAAGAUCUCACGUCUCUUUUGGAGGACAUCCAGCAUGGAGAACAAACUCUUCGUCGCAAGAGCUUAAGCGAUUUUGACUUGCAAGGAUUGGAUACUAGAUUGGUGGACGUCAGGGAAAUUUGUGAAAAGGCUGAAUUUUUGCGGGACAAGAUUCAGCGUGAUUUCUCUCGAGUUCAUGACAAGGUUCAAGAUAUAAUGCCUCCACAACAAACGAAGUAUAGACCAUCAUCCACCAGCCCUACCGAAGCCCUUUCUUUCUUCCAAUCUGGACCGCCACCUACUUUACCCUCGCACGCCAAAAAAACCCUAGAAGCAUUUGACCACCUUGGCGAUAUUCAUGCUAACGAGUACCUUCCCAAACUUGCUGACUAUGAAAGGCAUAUUCGAAGUCAUCUUGUAGAAUUGGUAAAAUCCAAAAGGACGGCUAUGGAAGGAUUCUUGCGACAAAUGAGUGUGAUAUCGCAUCUCCAAAGUGAAAUUGCUGCUGUUUCUCCACGAAUAGAAAGUGUUGACAAAGAUCUCAAAACACUUCGACGCCAAGCCGGAAAAGACGGUCUCCAGAAGCCAAAAAGUAUCAUUCUUGCCUAUGGUGCAUUAAUCAUCGAGAUUGUUCGGCGCAAGGAAUAUGCUAAUAUCUUGCUGGAGAAUGCCAACGUCAUUGCUGACCUGUUUGGACGAUUUCGCAUGCAAGAACAGAGCAGGCGAGACCACUAUAGGACAGAGUUUGCCAGAGUCAUCCCAUUUCAGUUGGAGGCCAUGGACGAUACAGCAUCCUAUUGCGAAGUUUCAGCCACCAAUGUCCGUGACAGAAGCCCAACGCUCACUCGCGAUGAUGUGAACGAACUACUGAUGUUUUUCAAGGACUACUUGACGAAUGAUAUACGUUCUGCCAUGGGUUCACCGCUUGGCCAAAUGUCAUCUCGCAUUCCAUCGUAUGGCAGUCAGCAGCAGACGCAAACCAUUACUUCUUACGUAUCAAGAGCCAGUAGCCCAACAAUGUCCAGGAAUCCAUCUCAAUCCAGAACUUUCGACUCAAAUCAUGAAAAGAUCAUCAGUUCCUUAAUGCAAAUGAACGAACAGCUGAACACCCUGCGAAAUGAAUUUUUACUAGCUGUAGAUCGCUCAUACUUCCAAGAUCAAAAAUCCGCACUUGCUAAUGGCCAAAGCCGUCGUAUAUCGGCUCCUGUGUUACCUACUUCACGAGUGUCAUCGCCGAUUAUUGCGAACGAGUCAGAUGCGCAGCUUGUGCAAAAAACAAAGGCAUUGGAUUUAGCCGACGAAAAAAUCAAGUCAUACGAGGCACGCAUUCGAUCACUGGAGGAUGCUCUUCAAAGGACUUACAAAGCUGGCUAUUCAUCAUUUAUGGGAGAAAGUGUGCAGCUUGGUAGAGCCAAGAGCAAUGACGAUGCACCAAACGCACAGCCUGCCUCUGUCAGCUCGUCAGUAUACUCCGUUGUUGAAGACCAAUGGACGAAGAAGCAGAUAGGCGAUCUUUACAUGAAACUACAACAAGCUGAUAGACGAAAUAUGGAGCUUGAAAAGGAACUUCAGAAACAUCGUUCGGCCUCUUCCAGUCUGUAUUCUCAGCGCAGCGACAUUUCACGGUCUUGGGAGCGAGAAAAGAUUGAGUGGGAGAAAUACAAGGAAUACAAUGAGCAUGAGAAGGAAGAGCUUCGAUUACAAAUCCAUGAUUUGGAGCAGCUUUUGGAAGAAGAGCGACAGACAUUUGAAGACAACCGUAAGAGUUUGUUGAAAGAGGCACAAAUUCGUGAUAAUUUGGCCGACAUUCGCAUCGCUGGAGCUGAAGGUGACUGGAAGUCUAAAAUCGAAGAAUUGGAGGUCAAUCUUCACAAUCAACAGGAAGAUACCAAUCGCAUGAGAGCGAAUUAUGAAGAAGAAAUUAGACUUAUGAAAGAAACCCAUUCUCGCGAACAAGCUUCCUUGCUACAAGAGAAGAAUGCAGUGGCUGAGAAAGCUAGGAUUGAUAAUCGAAACGCCAAUGACAAAAUUUCCUCCCUUGAAAAUCGUAUCGAAGAUCUUGUGCAAGAUAUCGAAACUGAGAAAUCAGAUGCCCUUACCAAGAUCCAAAAAAUGCAAGAAGAGAUGGAUAACAGCGAGCAAGCACGCGAUGAGAUCAAGCAGAAAUUAGCCCAAGCACGCGGUAUGGUUGCAGCUGCUGAGCAUGAUUGGAUGGAGAAAAACAGUGCACUUGAGAAGAUUGAGGAAGAGCAGGCAAUGCUACGAGGAAUUGUACAGAACAUUAUACCUAAGUUGACUGAUGAUCGCCAGUAUGAACUUGACCAAGAUAUGUCCUUCUUGGAACUUCUAAAUGUGCUGGAUAAAGAAAUUGACGAAGGAUCAACACGCUUGGAAGAGAUUAGAUCUGCUUUUCUUGAGCUGCAAGAAAAUCAAAAGCAAGUUGAGAUGGAUUUGGACAACUUGUCGGACAAGCACUCUGCACUGCAGAAGCUUUGCUCUCAAAUGGCCACGAAGCUUGCCGAUGUUCGCUUUUCUGUAUUCGGGGAGAUCACCAACCAGCUACAGUUGCCUGUUGACGAAGAUGAGGCUAGCAAUUUGAUGCGACGUCUCUCAUUUGAUACCAACAUUGAUAGUUCCAAUGCUUUUGCUCAAUGGGCAGAAACCUUGCAUUCUCUUAACAAUAUUGAACUGUCCAAGUUUGUCUCCAAGGUUAGGAAGAAGGUAAAGGAUGCACAUGAUCUUACCAGAAGAUGGCAAAAAGAAUAUAAGGAUUUGAAAGAAAAAUACAACCGCAUCGCUUCGGAGGCAUUUGAAAAAAUUGCAUUUAGAAACUUCAAAGUUGGCGACGUCGCACUCUUCCUCCCUACAAGGAAUUCUACUGGAAAACCAUGGGCGGCAUUUAAUAUCAACGCACCUCAUUACUUCUUGAAACCGACCGACAAUAUUAUCACGCAGAUGACCACUCGAGAAUGGAUUGUGGCUAGAAUUACUUCUAUCGAUGAAAAUGUCGUAGAUUCUCAGGUGGCGACUUCCAACCCUUACGGUCUCUCAGAGGGCUUCAAAUUUUAUCAACUGGAGGUGGAAAAUUGGAGAAACAGCCACCAUCGUAAAGGUCAUCGCAAUACAUCUGGAAAAGAUAAGGACAAGGAUGGUCAAGCACAUAGCUCAACCAAAGGAUCCUCCUAUAUGCAAGACUCAGUGUCAACCAAUGCUCAGUCUCAAAUUGAGCAGCAUCAGAGCGACAUGUCUGUUUCCAAAGAAUUAAGCAACGGACGACGUUAUACACUUCCUUAUAUCAAUGGUCAAGACAGCGGACUUGCCGCUAUUGUUGACAAUGCUAUUCAUUCACCCGUUUCAUCACCUUCCAUCAGCACGCGGCGGCUGAGCUUUGAUAGGCAACCCAGUGUUUCGAGUCCAGUGUUCCGACGACCAGCUUUGCCAUCGACUCAUUCUAGGCAAAACUACCUACCGAUGUCGUCUAGCACUUCGGGAAUGUCGGCCAGCACAUCCAUGCCCCCUACAGCUGAAACAGAGUCGCCAUCAUUUAAUGCCGAGCACAGCGCCGAUAAGCCAUUAUCUACCUCUAGCACCAUUGACCAGUCAACCCUAAUAUGGGCUGCACAAGAAUAAUAUGUCUAAUCACCUUUCUCAUACCAAAUGUACAUUAACACUGUAAUUAUUCUUGAUGGAUUGCUAACUUAAACGUGUAAUAUAAAGCAAUUGUGAUCUGGGAAUUAAUAUGACUGACUGCGCGCCACUAUAUCGUAUGUUUCCAUCGGUCUAAGCGUCUUUUAACACACGUUGUUACCGCCAGGUCGUUUUAGUAAACAGCGAAAUAGUCGAUGGUUUUAUUUGAAUGUUUAUACAGUGUUUCGUAAAACUAGAUAGAGAG
Umbelopsis ramanniana AG is the source of this 4729-nucleotide messenger RNA. RefSeq lists its product as uncharacterized. Gene Ontology annotation, molecular function: molecular adaptor activity; protein kinase binding. The transcript has 15 exons. The record is from RefSeq and is a predicted model, not a curated record. NCBI's taxonomy places the organism in Eukaryota, Fungi, Mucoromycota, Umbelopsidomycetes, Umbelopsidales, Umbelopsidaceae. Gene Ontology annotation, cellular component: extrinsic component of membrane; phagophore assembly site membrane; Atg1/ULK1 kinase complex. Gene Ontology annotation, biological process: autophagosome assembly; piecemeal microautophagy of the nucleus; autophagy of peroxisome. The coding region runs from base 61 to 4467 and encodes 1468 amino acids.